GAUGGGCGUAUCACAGUCGCAUCCUUGGUAAAUUCAAGGACAAGUAUCAGAGCGGCAAGGGCGGUACGAGCGCACCGACUUAGAUUUUAACGGUGUGCGCCUAAGCGGCAGCCACAUUGACGCAAUGGCGAAAGAUCAUAUUGAUUUAACCACUAUCGUGUCUGACUCCGAAGAAUCAAAUUCCCUGGAUAAGACACCUAGAAGAAGUGCACCAUCUCAAUCACAGUCACAAUCGCAGUCACAGUCUCAAUCUCGACCUCAAUCUCGAUCCCAGUCUCAGUUAGGUGUACAUUCCCGUAAACUUGCUAGCCCUCAACGAUCUUCAGAUCAGCGAGCAGCAUCUUUACAUGGCUUUACCUCUAUUCAUGCUGCAACACCACCUAGACAAAUAAAGGCUUCUCCAAAGUCUGUUGGCCAAGAUGGGAAAAUGGCUCCAAUACCAGUCAGAUCAACUGGUAAUUCCAGGGAUGGUCUAGACGCAACUCCCCCAUCAUCUCAUCACCAUUCAUCCUCUAUUCACCGAACGCCUAAACACCAUACUCCAAGGAAGUUGGAGUGGAAUACCGAAAAGGUUGAGGAAAUUCUACGAGAUUUCUCAGAUGAGAUCGGUACAGAUGGGGCCAAUCUUACCGCCCGCCUGAUCCAUAUGGCUUGGAAGAAGGAGGCACCUGUGCAACAGUUCACUAGUAAGAAGGAUUGGUUCGCUGAUAUGAAGCGAACACCGUUGGAAACCACUAGCAAGUCUGCAGAUACGAUGAGAAUAAAAACCAAGCAGGUAGGCCAAGGUAGAUCCGGGAAGCAGGAAAAACGUGAACACCAUCACGUCAUCUCUAUUAAGACCAACGUCGAUAUGGUCCCUGCCUACGGUUUUCAUCAUGUCGAGAUCAAGAAAAACAUACUCUCCCCCAAUACUAUGUUAACCUACGUCCCUCAUCUACGAGAUCUCGCAGAUAAUGAGGAGGGUGUUUACCGCCGGUGGCUCGAAAACCUGGAAAAUAUGGACAAGACUUCUGGUUUUGCUACGCUUAGUAGACAUCAGAAGGUGACGAAAACUAUUAAAAAGGAACGCGCCACCACUCUACUUCUGUAUCUCGACUCCUGGCUAGACAGGCUUGGUAUUGAGAAUUGUACCAAGACUACACUCAUCCGCUAUAUGGCAAGCCAGGGUGCUAAUGUCACCCCUCAGCAAAAGUCGAGUAUUUUGAACUCGUAUACGGACGAGCCCGGAUCUCCACGAUCAGCUAAAGCAGUAAGGAUUUUUACAGAAGCAUUCGAUCGAGUAUUCAACGAUUCAUCACUACGUGAACGAGCUGUACCUCUCCGCGACGUGCUCUUGUUAGAUAAGUCGGUUGAUACCAUCGUCGAUUCUAAGAAAUGGAUGAAGGAAACUCCCAGCCAGUCUAAGGUCGCGGAAGAGCAGACGACAGUCGAGUCUUUCCUAGAGACAUAUGCAUUGCUCGGUUGCUUGGUAUGUACUAGUCAUUCAUGUGAGCAUGGAGAAUACGGCGUUGAUAAUGAGCGAAAACGAUUUUCUAUCGAAGUAGUCGGUGGUUUAUCGCCGAUAAUUCGCCAGCAACUUACGCAGAGGCCAAAAGAAAGGGGUGAUGACAGUCCUCCUACGCCUCGUAAAACAAAGAAGCCUUGUGGGGAGGACUGCUACCUGAAUGGUCGACCGGGAACGCGAGCUAAAUUAUGGAGCGACAACGAGAUAAUGCUCCUCAAAUCAUUCAUUUCAACAUUAAGCAAUACCAACAUUCCUAUACAAUGUGCAACUGCUGUGGCUACCGGAAGGCCUUGUUGGGAUGUACAGCGUCAACUCGAUAAACUCGAACUGCCGAGACCCAUUACCGCCCCGUCCCCAGCACAGCCGGUUCAGGUUAAACCACUGCCUUGGUAUGAUAGGAAGAGGAAGAUGCUUAUAGGAGACUGGCAAGAGCACACCAACACUCACGAACAUCAGCGAAAGGACUUCUUCGAUCCAUGCAGCCACGAUGGGCCUUGUACAUCCAAGAAUUGCGGAUGUGUCCAGAACCACAUUAUGUGCGAGCGCUUCUGUCGAUGUACGGCAGCAAUUUGUGCGAACAAAUUUACCGGCUGUGCCUGUCACUCUCAUGGGAAGACAUGUCACUCUAAGCAGAAAGACAGGCCUUGUAUCUGUGUACAGUUGAAUCGUGAAUGCGAUCCUGCCCUGUGCGGAACCUGCGGUGCAUCUGACAGGGCCCACCCAGCACACGCAGACAAUGAUGCGCUAUUUGCCACAGGAUGUCAGAACUGCGCGCUACAGCGAGGGAAGUCAAAGUCGGUUAUGCUUGGAAAAUCUAAGAUUGCCGGUUACGGGCUUUUUACGACCGAGGAUAUCGCUCAAGAUGAGUUUGUUAUCGAGUAUGUUGGAGAACUUAUAAGUCAGGAUGAGGGGGUCCGUCGUGAGGCACGUCGCGGAGAUGUAUUUGACGAAUCAUCCAAUUCAUCAUACCUCUUUACACUACUAGAACAAGAAGGCAUUUGGGUAGAUGCCGCUAUAUACGGCAACCUCAGUCGCUACAUCAAUCACCAAGAAACCAACUGCAACGUCACACCCCGGAUUCUUUACGUCAACGGCGAGUAUCGAAUUAAGUUUUCUUCCCUGCGUGAUAUUAAGGCUGGAGAGGAAUUAUUCUUCCACUACGGUGAGAACUUCCCGAAUCUCACAAAGAAGCUACUGCAAGAAGAGAAGGCCGAGAAGAAGCGACGGAAAGCUAAAGAGCAAGCCCGCAAGACGGCGCAAGGUGGGGAAAAAGUGAGGAAGAAGCCCGGCCGCAAGCCGGGUCGGAAGCCAGGUCGAAAACCAGGCCGUAAACCAAAGAAGAAAACGUUCGCUACAGUCGAAUCAGAGCCAGAAGAUGAUGACGAUAUCGAACCUUCAGAAGAGCUAUUCCCCGACAUCGAUAUCAAGCCGCGCAAACGCAAGCGUGCGAUCCUUGACGAUGAAGACUCCGAAGAAGGCGAGUACCGCCCCGGGUCCGAUUCUCAGGGCGGCGUAAUGGGUGAUGCUGGCGAAACAUCACCAUCCCGGAAAUCAUCACGUUUCCGAAAGCGACUAGGCGCACCAAAAGCAAGAAAAGGCUUCCCACCCAUCUCAGCGAGGCGUCGAAAAGUAAAAGAGACAUCAAACGAAGACGACGAAGCAGACCUCACACCAAAACGCCAACGCAAGAAACCGCGACGUCUCCUCGAAGACGCGACCCUCGACGAAAUCGACGACGUGCUAGUCCCCGACACCAAAGCUCCUGGAAUAACAACGCCUAAGAAGCGCGGCAGGAAAUCGAACAAGCAGAAAGAACUCGAAGCCCGACAACGCGCGGAGCAGGAAGCCCGUCGGCGGGGGGAUACAACGGGCUUAGGAAACGCGCAGGACCUCCCUCCGACGACUCUGGAAAGCGCCCCGGGCAGCGCGCAGGGGAGUACCCGGUACAAGCACACGGAAGCGCGACUAGUUCUCGACUCGGACUCCGCAGCGGGCGAGGACACGCCAUCGCGCGUGCGCACGCGCCGGCAGCUUAAAGAUCAAGAGUCGAGCCCCCUAUCGACGCCCGACUCCCGAUUCGAGGACGCAGCACCUGAAAUCUCGGACUCGGACAUACGACCGAUAUCCCGACGGGGCAGGGUGAAGAAAGGGGCAAGUGGCGACGACGAGUAUAACGGGAGCAGCUGGAACGACAGCGACGGCGUGCACCACCACGGCGGGGGGAUGAAUACAGAUGAUAGCGAAGAAGACGACGAUGAUGAGGAUGACGACGACGGAGUGUCGGUUGAUCGGUCGAGAACUAGGAGGAAGCCUGCGAGGUACGAGGAUUAGUUGUUGGCUCAUACUUAGAUAUUGUAGGUGGCUCUGCUAGGGGGACUGACUUGAUCGGUUAGAUAGGUGUGUGAGGGGCUUGCUUCUGUGUAGAUAUGUAGGUAUGGAUGGGUGGGCUUUAGGGCCUAGUUGCUGUAUUAAUUCGACGAUGUGUUUUUGUUAGGUAUUGUAAUGGCUUGGUGUUUUACUUACCUAUCG
Messenger RNA from Annulohypoxylon maeteangense, 4033 nucleotides. RefSeq lists its product as uncharacterized. Bases 125 to 3835 code for a protein of 1236 amino acids. Gene Ontology annotation, molecular function: protein binding; histone methyltransferase activity. NCBI's taxonomy places the organism in Eukaryota, Fungi, Ascomycota, Sordariomycetes, Xylariales, Hypoxylaceae. Gene Ontology annotation, biological process: chromatin remodeling. The transcript has 2 exons. The record is from RefSeq and is a predicted model, not a curated record.